GGCUAGGUGGCUGUUGUGUGUCUCUACCGAUUGCUUGCAGCGUUUGUCAACGGAGCUGGCUAGCUGUUGUGUUGGAUCCUCUCUGACUGAGCGACUCUGAGUGUUGCUUUGAUACUUGCAUGUAGCUUUGCAGUAUCUGUCGUUUUCAUCAUCCUCAGGUGUUGUUUUGGAGAAGCCGAAUCGUUCUUUCAGCCAGCAACCUAUACUACACGUAGGCUUUACCAGUCUCUUGUUUUGAGUCAGAACUCAAUAUUUGUGUAAUCCGCUACAAGGAUCGCUGCUUAGAUCUUUAGCCAUGGAGGGUUCUACUCCGCAACAAGGUGGUGGAAAGAAGAAAAAGAAGGAAAAGAAGACGAAGAUGACCUUAGACCAGUUUUUGGACAAAACGACAGUCACCACACGCAGCUCCACUAGCUGGGCUGAUGCCUCUGAGGAGGCUGCUUCUGAUGGUCGCUAUUACGAACCGGCAGCGGUUGACUUACAUGCUUUGCCAAAAGCCCCACGGGCCGCGCUUGGACCCAGUGAGGUCGAUCUCAGCCGGCUUCCCCAGCGUCCUCCAUUUGUUGCCUACAUUGGCAACUUGCCUUAUGAUAUAGUGGAGGAGGAUAUCCAAGAUUUUUUCAAAUCGGAGUUGGCUGGAAUUCGUCUCCCGACUGAAGGCGGUGGUCGCAUCAAGGGCUUCGGCUAUGCAGAGUUCCAUACGAGAACUGAGUUGGCGGAGGGCUUGAAACUCAAUGGAGAGAUGCUAAAGAAUCGUCGCAUCAAGGUAGAUCUGGCAUCGAACAAUGAUGAUGGCCGUGGUGGACCUGGCAUGAGGAACCCAUUCGAGGAAGACCGCACUACAGGAGAUUGGCGCAAUGGUCCUGCCAAGGAUGCGUAUGAGCCUGCUCCACAACGUGGAGGUGAUCGCUAUGACGGUGGUGGCAGCCGUUAUGAGAGCCGUGGUGGCUUUGGCGAUGGCGACCGCUAUGAUAGCCGUGGUGGUGGAGGAGAUCGCUAUGAGAGCCGAGGAGGCGGUUACGGCGGAGGAGAUCGCUAUGAGAGCCGAGGAGGUGGUGACCGGGAUGAGCGUUUUGACAGCCGCCGUGGUGGCCGGACGGGAAGUCCUAAUCGUGCUGACCUGGAGGACAACUGGCGACGUGGCCCACCUCCCUCACAGGAUGACCGUGGUGACAGGCGCGGAGAUGACCGUGCUGGUCCCUAUGGUGGGAGUAGCCUUUCCAGUGACAGCGGUGCACCACGCAGGAAUGGUGACGGUGAUCGACAUCCAUCUGGAUCAAGCAAUGGCGAUGAUAGUGGCGACCGUGGUCGUGAUCGCCCUCUAUCAGACCGUGAUUCGCGCAGCACCAGUAGACCAGGAUCCCGAUCCCCGUCUCGAUAUGAUGACGCGCCAGGACGUCGUACUGAUAGAGGUCAGAGCAGCAGCUAUGAAGACCGCGGACAAGGCAGCCGAUACGAUGACCGUAGACAGGGAGGUCGAUACGACGAUCGCGGACAAGGAGGUCGAUACGACGAUCGCGGACAAGGAGGUCGAUACGACGAUCGCGGACAAGGCGGUCGGUACGACGAUCGCGGACAAGGCGGUCGGUACGACGAUCGCGGACAAGGCGGUCGGUACGACGAUCGCGGACAAGGCGGUCGGUACGACGAUCGCGGACAAGGCGGUCGAUACGACGAUCGCGGACAAGGCGGUCGAUACGACGAUCGCGGACAAGGCAGUCGAUAUGACGACCGUGGACAAGGCAGUCGUUACAGUGCUCCCAGGGAUGCGCCCCGCUAUAAUGAUAGAGGCAGUCAAGGUAGUUCGUACGACGAUCGCAGGGACGCACCCCGCUACAAUGAUGAUAGACGGCGGGACGCUGGUAAUUCUCGUGAUGGAAGCCCCAGCAGACCUAGCGGCGAGCGUCCACGCCUCAAUCUGCAGAAGCGCACAAAGCCAGUAGAGGCGGCAGACUCGAAUAGCAGCACUGCAAAAUCAUCAAUCUUUGGUGCUGCCCGGCCUGUUGACACCGCAACUCGUGAACGCGAAGUCGAAGCCAAGAAGAGCUCCGAGAAGAUCAAGACUGUCGAGAAGGAGAAGGAGCGCCCGCGUACUGAUCAGAAAUCUAGCCGUGACCAAUCUGGACGUGGCCGAGGUGGGGAGUCAUGGCGCUCAGCUGCUCCUGCCCCUCAACCUAGUACCACUGCCGACAGUGGUGCCCGUGGCUCUGAUGUUGAAGAAGAUGGCGAUUGGGAGACAGCCGGCAGCAAGAAGAGCUCGCAAUCUCGCCCGGCACAGCGUGGUUCUCGUGAUGAGCGUGGUGGCGCCCGAGGCAACUCCCGCCAAGAGGACCGCCUACCCGCGAACCCUCCUGCCAAGCCUGCCUGGGGCAAGUCUCCAGCUAAGACGGCUACCGAGGAACCUAACACAGACGUCACUGGGAAGAGCCGAUUUGAUGCCCUUGCUGAUGAUGGUGAGCAUGAAGGCUGAGGAUAUUGAUUGCAACGUCUAUUUUGCAUCUUGAGUAUUUAAUCACCAUCCAGAGCCUCAGCGCCUUCAUUACGCAGUCCGCAUUGGGAAACGGUCAUGCAUCCCUUUCCAGCUGCACCCAACCAUAUGCCUCUGUGUCCAUUGCUAACUAGACUGGUCGUAGUGUCCUAGUUAGCUCCCAAUACCAUGCCGCAGAGAGCCUGGUCACCUAGGUCAGCAUGGUUGAGCACUCCUCGUUCAUGUGCUGCUCCUUGGGACUUGAUCCGAAGCACACCCGUGUGACGAACAGAGAACGUUCACCUGUUUCUGGCCAAACUUUACCUUUUCCUUAACAUUUUUUGAGAAUGAGCUACCGCACAUUUCUCCUUUUCUUGGGUACUUGCCUGGCUUCAUAACGGACUCUCUCUCUCCUUCUUUGUUGCUCAUUUCCUCAUUUGUUACUCUUUCUGUUACUGUGGGAAAUCCAUACCUUUUUGUCACAGUGUGUGACGGCUGUAGCUGUUUAGUGCCCAUCUGGUCAGCGAAUGUUGUGCACCCAUUGCAAUUUAACAGUCUGUGUGACGUUUUCCAAGUGUGUGUUGCCGUUGCUGUUGCCACUGCUGCCUCGCACAUUAGUAUGCAUUCUGCUUGUGCUCGCCGUGUUCCUUCAGCACUUGCCACACUCGUGUCUGAGGUUCCUGGUCCUCGGACUGUGCGGCGUUACAGGCAAUUCUAAUGGCCCAUGGUGAUUACUUUCUUGUACUCCUGUUACUUCUAGUCUUCUUCUUGUUGUUGUUGUUGCUGUUGUAACGCCGCAGCUGUUGUCAUACCACACGCCUAGUGUGAGGAUACCCUCAAUCUUUGUUGUUCAUUUCUAAUUUUAUACCUGUAGAUUUUUCUUUCGGCGACACACCUGCUGAUCAUUGCCAUAACUCAUACAGCUUAUGUUUCCGUGAGCAACCUAACUUACUUUGCGUAGAAUCUGGUUUGGUGGCUGGCCAUUGCCGUAACUGACAUCCACCUAACUCUACUUUGCUUAUGGUGGCUGCUGGCCAUUGUCAAAACACAUACAGCUUAUGCUUCAAUGACCAACCUAAAUCUACUUCGCUUAGAAUCUGGUUUGGUGACUGGCCAUUGCCAUAACGCAUACAGCGUCUGCUGGUGUUUCAGUGGACAACCUAACCCUACUACUGUACUGCUUACAUGCAGAAUUUGGUUUUUUGGCUGGCCAUUGCCAUAACACAUACAGCAAUAUUAUUAUUGUUUCAGUUGAAAACCUAGCUCUACUCUGCUUGGAAUCUGGCUUUGACGUUGGUGGCUGGCCAUUGCCGUAACGCAAUCAGCUUGUGUUUCAGUUGAAAAACUAACUCUAUUCUUUGCUUAGGAGAUUGCUUGAUGGCUGGCAUAACUGCAUGAUAACAAAUACAGCUGAUGUUUAGUGGGCAACCUAUAACUCUUUGCUUAUGGUGGCUGGCCUUCGCCGUAACACAGUAAUGCAGCUUAUGUUUCAGUGACUCUAUUCUUUGAUUAGAA
Molecule: messenger RNA, 3982 nt
Organism: Sycon ciliatum
Lineage: Eukaryota; Metazoa; Porifera; Calcarea; Leucosolenida; Sycettidae
Product: eukaryotic translation initiation factor 4B-like
Exons: 8
Coding region: 296-2470 (724 amino acids)
Molecular function (GO): RNA binding
Source: RefSeq, a predicted model, not a curated record